Protomyces lactucae-debilis is the source of this 1637-nucleotide messenger RNA. RefSeq lists its product as uncharacterized. Bases 92 to 1354 code for a protein of 420 amino acids. Gene Ontology annotation, biological process: endoplasmic reticulum calcium ion homeostasis. Gene Ontology annotation, molecular function: calcium ion binding. The record is from RefSeq and is a predicted model, not a curated record. The transcript has a single exon. Lineage: Eukaryota; Fungi; Ascomycota; Taphrinomycetes; Taphrinales; Protomycetaceae. Gene Ontology annotation, cellular component: endoplasmic reticulum.
UCUCUUCUGUCGCUGCUCUCGCUGUGAAUUUGAUUUUCUGUUUGACUUUGGACCAGCCUCGACGACCACAAACACCCACAACCGAAAGCCGAUGAAGGGUGCAGCCAUGCAAAGGGCCAUUGCAGGCUCGAUGCUGCUCCCGACAGUCAGUGCAGGCUUCAAGGACUACGUCAAGGGCGAGGCCAAAUCCAGUGUCGUGUCCAAGGCCACUGCAGCAGCUGCCUCGGCUGCGACAAGUCUUUCUGCUUCAGCAGCGAGUGCUACAGCCUCGAUUGCAGCACGGCCAACUAGCAUACCGGAACUCUUCACCGGAUUCUUUGUCCGCAAUCCACCACACACCCUCAUUCUAGAGGCCUGCCUCCUUGCUGCCAUCGCUGGCUGGAUCGUAUUGCACUUUGUCGGUUGCCAGCAGAAUCAAGUCGCUGCGAAGCGUGCAUUCACCAAAGUCUAUGGGAUCCUUGGCAGGGAGUUUGAGCAAGUUGGCCUGAAGGCGUUGUCUGACGGAGGCGCACCCAUGAGCAUGGAGAGCAACGACGCCUUCAUCUCCCUUGCACAAGGCCGCAAGAAUGUCGAUGUGUGCAAAGUCACAGUCGACAUGUACCCGCGUCAAGAUUUGAUUGUUGCAUUACCCGUCAGGACCAUCUAUGGACUGUACUUUGAUGGCGAAAGUAUUGCUGACCGCUUGACUUGCCAGUUUUUGCUUCCUGCCAACGCCGAUGUUGAUGGUUUCGUCUGCGGCGUCGUGGCUAAGCGUGUUAUGCGUUACCAGCGCAAGAAGUGCUGGGACUUGCAAUUCACCAAGACGAAUGACAGUGCUCUGCUGCCUCACCAAUUUGUCACCAUGACGGAGACGGUGGAAUGCCUUGAAAAGGUGCUCACCAAGGACUUACAGGCUGUUGUCGCUGAUCUUGGCGAAGCACUCGAGUACUUUGUCAUUACAGACCAGCCCGUCACGCAGCCACGCAAAGCUGAUGCGCCGCUCACCCAUCAGCGUGCCAUUCGUUUCUCUGUGCUUGCUGGCGAAACUGCUGCGACACGAGAAAACGUUGAACGUCUUGUACAAUGCGCAUUGACACUUUGUGAUACCCUCCCCAAGGCACAAGGCAAGCUUUCUGCCGUGACUACGCGCAAGCUGCAGCAAGCGCGUGAGGAGACGUAUGGCAAGAUUCGCAAGCAGAUUGAGGAAGAGGCGAAAGCGGACGCGCCCAAGAAGCCAUCUCGCAAGGCGUUGCGUGAGAAGGCAGAGAAGGAGCGGAUUGCCAAGCUGAGUGCAUCAGAGCAGAAGAAGGCUCUGUUGAAGGAGAGAGAGCGAAACAUGAAGCGAGGCCAGAGCAAAAUGGCGCGUGCAAAGUAGAACAUGCUCAUACAUGAGUACUGCUUGCUUGAUGUGCCGUCGAAAGUUGUCAGACUAGCUAUCGACUCGUGCUCAAUACGGUGUAACCCCUCAACUUCUCCACCUCUAUGACUUGACUGCAUACAGAUAUCAAAAGUGACUCGAGCGAAUUCAUCUGAUCCGCACACGCUUCAGGACCGGGAUAUCGAUCUGGCAGCUGGUUUAUGCUCCUCCUGCCUUAAAUGCUUGAACAUCUUCUUCGCUAUGCUACUUGCCAUCUGGCUCGGACAAUAAGUGUGCGUGU